AUGACGACUCCUACCAACAUUGAUCCCAAGGAUGUUCAAGCACACUGGGCUAGAUAUCAGGGCGACAAGUAUGUUGAGGGCUGGGCCUCUCUCUGGGACAAAAGUGAUAAUUUGCCCUGGGAUCGUGGCUUCCCCAACCCCGCGCUGGAAGACACCUUGGUCCUGCGAGUUGGCACGAUUGGCGGGCCCAUCGCCCAGGAUGGUCGAAGGAGGAAGGCCCUGGUGCCGGGCUGUGGACGUGGAGUCGACGUGCUCUUAUUCGCGAGCUUUGGAUAUGAUGCCUAUGGCCUGGAGUGCAGCGCCGCGGCUGUCGAAGCGUGCAACAAGGAGGAGAGGGAGAACCACAGCCGGUACCGCGUGCGAGAUGAGAAAGUCAGGAAAGGGAAGGCCACUUUCGUCCAGGGGGAUUUCUUUGAUGAUACCUGGUUGAGGGAAAUUGGAGUACCUCGAAAUGGAUUUGAUGUCAUUUAUGAUUAUACGUUUUUCUGUGCUCUGAACCCAGAGCUCCGUCCUAAAUGGGCUCUCCGACACACUGAGCUCCUUGCUUCCUCACCUGCAGGCAAUCUGAUCUGUCUGGAAUCUCCUCGUCAAAAGGACCCCUUGGCCCCCGGCCCUCCAUUUGCCUCUCCCUCCGAGGCCUACAUGGAGCAUUUGAGCCACCCCGGUGAGAAGAUCUCCUACGACGAUAAGGGUCUUGUCGAUGCCGACCCGUUGCGAGAGCCCAGCAAGGCGGGACUGGAGAGAGUGGCAUACUGGCAGCCAGAGCGCACGCACACUGUGGGCAAGGACGAGAAUGGGGUAAUCCAUGACAGAGUCUCUAUUUGGCGUCGACGUGACUAG
Messenger RNA from Clonostachys rhizophaga, 840 nucleotides. Lineage: Eukaryota; Fungi; Ascomycota; Sordariomycetes; Hypocreales; Bionectriaceae. The record is from the annotation of a GenBank genome assembly.